This is a messenger RNA of Tachysurus vachellii, 19245 nucleotides long. Its product is annotated as mucin-2-like. Lineage: Eukaryota; Metazoa; Chordata; Actinopteri; Siluriformes; Bagridae. The transcript is spliced from 48 exons. The coding region runs from base 25 to 18984 and encodes 6319 amino acids. The record is from RefSeq and is a predicted model, not a curated record. Gene Ontology annotation, molecular function: protein binding. Gene Ontology annotation, cellular component: extracellular matrix.
GCUCGGCCUCUCCACAACACCACCAUGGGGACUUUAAAUUUAUUAACUAUAGCAUUCGUAACAUGGAUCGCUCUAUCUAUUGGACAGACUACUGCACAAACGACCAUAGCAAUUAUUGAACCGCAGUCGACAACGCAACUGAUUUCAGGAAUUGCUUCAGCGCAUAACGAGCUUGUCUGCAGCACAUGGGGAAAUUACCACUUCUUGACGUUUGACGGAGACCUUUUCCAGCUCCCGUCCACAUGUAACCACAUCCUGACAUCGCAGUGCGGAGGCAGCUACGAAGCCUUUAACGUUCAGUUGAGACGGCAGAUGGUGAACGGCGAACCCACAAUUAGCAAAAUCUCCAUGAAGCUGGAUGGCGCAGUGGUGGAGCUCAGUAAAGACUUAAUCAGUGUCAACGGCCAAAAGGUCACACUUCCAUUUGUCACCAACGGAAUAUACAUUGAAAUGCGCAGCUCUUACAUCACUGUCAAAUCCACAGUGGGGCUAACAACUAUGUGGAAUGAAGAUGAUGCCUUCAUGAUUGAAUUAGAUGCAAAGUAUAAAAAUCGGACAUGUGGGCUUUGUGGCGACUUCAACGGCAUCCCGACUUACAAUGAAAUGAUCAAGAAUGAUGUGGUUAUCUCUCCAUCUGAUUAUGGAAGUCUCUGGAAGAUGGAUGGACCCACAGAAAGAUGCGAGGACCUACCUGCACCAACAUAUACAAACUGUGGAGAUGAGAAUUUCUGCCGUCAGCUGUUCCUCAAUCCGGAGUUCAGCAGCUGCACAUCUCUGGUGUCGGUCAAUAUGUUUGUGAAAGCAUGUGUAGAGGAUUUGUGCCAGUGUAACACAACUACAGACUCCUCCUGCUUAUGUAAAUCUGUAGCCGAGUAUUCACGUCAGUGUGUGCACGCAGGAGGGAAACCUGGAAACUGGAGGACUGAUGUUUUCUGCCCCCAGUCAUGUUCAGGUACCAUGCAGUACACCGAGUGUGGCAGUCCGUGUGUCGAUACCUGCUCGAACUCUGAGAGAGGAGAUAUUUGUGGUGAACACUGUAUUGAUGGAUGCUUCUGUCCUCCUGGCACUGUGUGGGAUGAUGUGACCAACUCCAGCUGUAUUCCGCUGAGUUCCUGCUCCUGUGUUCAUGAAGGACAAAUUUACAAUUCUGGGGACAACUACACAGCUAGCUGCAGAGAAUGCACUUGCUCAGGAGGUCAGUGGGCAUGUGUUUACAAAGACUGCCCUGGUACUUGCUCAGUUUUGGGAGGAUCGCACAUCAUAACAUUUGAUGAAAAGCCAUACACGUUUCAUGGGGAGUGUUCGUACCUCCUUGCAAAGGAGUGCACAGGCAACGAUUUCACCGUUCUGGGUGACUUAAUGCAAUGUGGACUGUCAAACACUGAGAGCUGCCUGAAAACGGUCACCAUCGCGUUAUCGCAAGGCAGUAAGCUGAUUCAAGUGGAUUCGACUGGGAAUGUUAAUGUGGACAAGAUUUACACACAGCUUCCACUUUUUACAGCUGAUUUGAGCAUCUACAUGCCAUCUUCCUUCUACAUCAUCAUCAGGGUCAUCAAGUCCAAUAUUCUUCUGCAGAUCCAGCUGGUUCCCAUCAUGCAGGUUUUCAUCACGCUGACUCCAGUUUUUAAAGGACAAACAUGUGGACUUUGUGGUAAUUUCAACAACAUACAGGCAGACGAUUUCACCUCACCUAGUGGACUUACAGAAGGAACAGCUGAGAAUUUUGCCAACAGCUGGAAGACGAGAGCAAAUUGUCCAGACAUCCAGAAAUCUUUUGAGGACCCUUGCAGUCUGAGCACAGAAAAUGAGAAAUACGCGCAGCACUGGUGUUCCCUGCUAUCAGAUCCUUCUGGAGUUUUCGCUAGCUGCCAUUCAGAGAUCAGCCCUAAAACCUACCAAACGAACUGUAUAUAUGACACAUGUAACUGUGAGAAGUCUGAGGACUGCAUGUGUGCUGCUCUGUCUUCUUACGCACGAGCAUGUGCUGCUAAAGGGAUCGUCCUCAGCAACUGGAGAGAUGCUGCUUGCAAUAACGCCACAGUGUGCCCCAGCUCCUUAGUUUUCUCAUAUGAAAUGACCAGCUGUAAACGCACAUGCCACUUCAUCGGGAAGGAGGACUACACCUGCAUUAAUCCUGUGAAAGUGGAGGGCUGCGGCUGUGCAUCAGGGACCUACAUGAAUGAAAACGGAGUGUGUGUUGAUGAAAACAACUGCCCAUGUUACGAUUCUAACACCAUCAUUCAGCCCGGCGAGAUCAUUAGCAAAGACAGCACCACAUGCACAUGUAAGCAAGGCAAACUGAGCUGCUUCGGUGCACUGAAGGUGGAAGAAUGUGUGGCACCAAUGACAUUCUUCAACUGCUCCAGCGCUGCUCCUGGAAGCACCGGCUCUGAAUGUCAGAAAAGUUGCAAACUUCUGGACAUGGCCUGUAUAAGCACAGAGUGUGUUUCCGGCUGUAUGUGUCCCCCUGGCCUGUUGUCCGAUGGAAAAGGUGGCUGUAUUACUGAAGACCUUUGUCCAUGUGUCCAUAACGGAGUGAAUUUUCAACCUGGCGAGAGUGUUCAAGAUGGCUGCAACACAUGCACCUGUAAGGACAGUAGAUGGCAGUGCACCACAAAUCAGUGCAGAGGAUCAUGUGCCAUUUACGGAGAUGGGCAUUACCUAACCUUUGAUGAAAAACGAUAUGUGUUUAAUGGAAACUGUGAAUAUGUCCUCUCUCAGGACUUCUGCAGUGGCAGUAGCGUCAAUGGCUCUUUCAGAAUCAUCACUGAAAACAUUCCCUGUGGAACAACUGGCACCACCUGCUCCAAAUCCAUCAAACUCUUCAUAGGAAGCAAUGAGCUGAUCCUCUCAGAUGGAACAUACCAAGUGGUACAGAGAAGCAAUGGAGGUGAAAUCCCGUACCAGUUCCGCACCAUGGGAAACUACUUGGUGGUUGAGACCUAUAACGGCAUAAUGCUUGUAUGGGACAGGAAAACUACCAUAUACAUUGUGCUUAGUCCUCAGUUUAAUGGAAAUGUGUGUGGUCUGUGUGGAAACUUUGAUGGCAAUGCCAAUAAUGACUUCACCACAAGAAGCCAAGAAGUGGUCAUUGACCCUGUCACCUUUGGAAAUAGCUGGAAAGUGUCUCCUACUUGUCCAGAGGCACUGGCUGUUAGUGAUCCGUGUGCUAAUAAUCCAUACAGGGAGGCAUGGGCACAGAAACAGUGCAGCAUCAUAAACAGUAACACGUUUGCCGCCUGCCAUUCAAAGGUGGAACCAGCUUCUUUUUACUCUGCAUGUGUGAGUGAUGCAUGUGCUUGUGACACUGGAGGAGACUGUGAGUGUUUCUGUACUGCUGUAGCAGCCUAUGCUAAGGCCUGUAAUGCCGCUGGAGUGUGUAUUGCCUGGAGAAGCCCAAAAGUUUGCCCACUGUUCUGUGAUUAUUACAACCCACCUGGUGAGUGUGAAUGGCACUACAAACCUUGUGGUCAUGCAUGUAUGAAGACCUGCAGGAACCCCACAGGAAACUGCACAAUGGAGACUCCAGCACUGGAAGGAUGCUAUCCUGAAUGCCCAGAAGACCUUCCAUUAUUUGAUGAGGAUACGAUGAAGUGUGUGUCACAAUGUGGCUGCUACGCUGACAUGAUACGUUAUGAGAUCGGCCAGUCUAUCCCUGCAAAAAACAACUGUCAGAUAUGUGAGUGCACAUCAAAUGGAGAGAGCUGCAAGUAUGAUGUAAAUGCUUGUACAUGUCAACAUAAUGGUACCAUGUACAAGUACAGAGACAUCAUUUACUACACAACAGAUGGACUUGGAAACUGCAUUAGUGCUAUAUGUGCUGAGGAUGGAAACAUUAAUAAGACUGUAGAAGCUUGUACAACUACAGUUCCCCCAACUGUACCAACAACACCACUGACUACAACACCAACACCGACAACAGUGUUUGUUUUUACCACUCCGGAAAUAACAACUCCAAGUGUGACAACCACAGAAGCACCUGAAACAACUUCAGCAAUGACGACAGGUGAAAUCAAAACCUCACGAAUCUCUGUGACAACAGCAACAACAGCAAUUGCUGCAAUCACUAAAACACGUAGCACACUUACUGGCACAACAGGAACAAUAAUAACAUCAAUAAAAAGCGUGUCACCUUUCAUACCAACAGAAAUGACAAGCAAAGCUCCAACAAAGACAACAUCUGUCCCACCAGAAAUAACAACCACUCAGCCUGUGGAAACUUCAACUGCCAAAGAAACCACUAUUUCCACCGCAACACCUAUUACAACUCCAACAAUCACAACAGGUGAAAGCAAAACAGCACAAAUCUCUGUGACAACAGAAACAACAGCAAUUGCUGCAAUCACAAAAACUCCUAGCACACUUACUGGCACAACAAGCACAACAUCAACAUCAAUGAAAAGCAUGUCAUCUUUUAUUCCAACAGAGGUGAUGAGCACAGGUCCAACACAGACCACAUCUGUGCCACCAGAAAUAUCAACCACUCAGCCUUUGGAAACUACUCCACCCAAAGAAACAACUAUUUCACCAGAAGCAACAACACUGCCUAUUACAACUCUUCCUAUCACCACCACCCUUGCUCCAGGAGUAACAACCACUCAGCCUGCCACAGAGACCACCAUAUCACCAGAAUUUACAACACUGACAACCACCCCAGUUGUAAAGGCAACAACAGUGGUUCCCGAAGUGACAAGUACUCAGGUUCCUACAACUCCUCCCAAAGAGACCACAGGUCCAGCAGAAACAACGCUGAUUAGCACUGCUGUUCCAAAGACAACAUCUGUGCCACCAGAAAUAUCAACCACUCAGCCUUUGGAAACUACUCCACCCAAAGAAACAACUAUUUCACCAGAAGCAGCAACACUGCCUAUUACAACUCUUCCAAUCACCACCACCCUUGCUCCAGGAGUAACAACCACUCAGCCUGCCACAGAGACCACUAUAUCACCAGAAAUUACAACACUGACAGCCACGCCAGUUGUAAAGGCAACAACAGUGAUGCCGGAAGUGACAAGUACUCAGGUUCCUACAACUCCUCCCAAAGAGACCACAGGUCCAGCAGAAACAACGUUGAUUAGCACUGCUUUUCCAAAGACAACAUCUGUGCCACCAGAAAUAUCAACCACUCAACCUUUGGAAACUACUCCACCCAAAGAAACAACUAUUUCACCAGAAGCAACAACACUGCCUAUUACAACUCUUCCUAUCACCACCCUUGCUCCAGGAGUAACAACCACUCAGCCUGCCACAGAGACCACCAUAUCACCAGAAUUUACAACACUGACAACCACCCCAGUUGUAAAGGCAACAACAGUGGUUCCUGAAGUAACAAGUACUCAGGUUCCUACAACUCCUCCCAAAGAGACCACAGGUUCGGCAGAAACAACGCUGAUUACCACUGCUGUUCCAAAGACAACAUCUGUGCCACCAGAAAUAUCAACCACUCAGCCUUUGGAAACUACUCCACCCAAAGAAACAACUAUUUCACCAGAAGCAACAACACUGCCUAUUACAACUCUUCCAAUCACCACCACCCUUGCUCCAGGAGUAACAACCACUCAGCCUGCCACAGAGACCACCAUAUCACCAGAAUUUACAAGACUGACAACCACCCCAGUUGUAAAGGCAACAACAGUGGUUCCCGAAGUGACAAGUACUCAGGUUCCUACAACUCCUCCCAAAGAGACCACAGGUCCAGCAGAAACAACGCUGAUUAGCACUGCUGUUCCAAAGACAACAUCUGUGCCACCAGAAAUAUCAACCACUCAGCCUUUGGAAACUACUCCACCCAAAGAAACAACUAUUUCAGCAGAAGCAACAACACUGCCUAUUACAACUCUUCCAAUCACCACCACCCUUGCUCCAGGGGUAACAACCACUCAGCCUGCCACAGAGACCACUAUAUCACCAGAAAUUACAACACUGACAACCACGCCAGUUGUAAAGGCAACAACAGUGAUUCCAGAAGUGACAAGUACUCAGGUUCCUACAACUCCUCCCAAAGAGACCACAGGUCCAGCAGAAACAACGUUGAUUAGCACUGCUGUUCCAAAGACAACAUCUGUGCCACCAGAAAUAUCAACCACUCAGCCUUUGGAAAGUACUCCACCCAAAGAAACAACUAUUUCACCAGAAGCAACAACACUGCCUAUUACAACUCUUCCAAUCACCACCACCCUUGCUCCAGGGGUAACAACCACUCAGCCUGCCACAGAGACCACCAUAUCACCAGAAAUUACAACACUGACAACCACCCCAAUUGUAAAGGCAACAACAGUGGUUCCCGAAGUGACAAGUACUCAGGUUCCUACAACUCCUCCCAAAGAGACCACAGGUCCAGCAGAAACAACGCUGAUUAGCACUGCUGUUCCAAAGACAACAUCUGUGCCACCAGAAAUAUCAACCACUCAACCAUUGGAAACUACUCCACCCAAAGAAACAACUAUUUCACCAGAAGCAACAACACUGCCUAUUACAACUCUUCCUAUCACCACCACCCUUGCUCCAGGAGUAACAACCACUCAGCCUGCCACAGAGACCACCAUAUCACCAGAAAUUACAACACUGACAACCACCCCAAUUGUAAAGGCAACAACAGUGGUUCUGGAAGUGACAAGUACUCAGGUUCCUACAACUCCUCCCAAAGAGACCACAGGUCCAGCAGAAACAACGCUGAUUAGCACUGCUGUUCCAAAGACAACAUCUGUGCCACCAGAAAUAUCAACCACUCAACCUUUGGAAACUACUCCACCCAAAGAAACAACUAUUUCACCAGAAGCAACAACACUGCCUAUUACAACUCUUCCAAUCACCACCACCCUUGCUCCAGGAGUAACAACCACUCAGCCUGCCACAGAGACCACCAUAUCAGCAGAAAUUACAACACUGACAACCACGCCAGUUGUAAAGGCAACAACAGUGAUUCCGGAAGUGACAAGUACUCAGGUUCCUACAACUCCUCCCAAAGAGACCACAGGUCCAGCAGAAACAACACUGAUUAGCACUGCUGUUCCAAAGACAACAUCUGUGCCACCAGAAAUAUCAACCACUCAACCUUUGGAAACUACUCCACCCAAAGAAACAACUAUUUCACCAGAAGCAACAACACUGCCUAUUACAACUCUUCCAAUCACCACCACCCUUGCUCCAGGAGUAACAACCACUCAGCCUGCCACAGAGACCACUAUAUCACCAGAAAUUACAACACUGACAACCACGGCAGUUGUAAAGGCAACAACAGUGAUUCCGGAAGUGACAAGUACUCAGGUUCCUACAACUCCUCCCAAAGAGACCACAGGUCCAGCAGAAACAACGUUGAUUAGCACUGCUGUUCCAAAGACAACAUCUGUGCCACCCACAAUUUCAACCACUCAGCCUUUGGAAACUACUCCACCCAAAGAAACAACUAUUUCACCAGAAGCAACAACACUGCCUAUUACAACUCUUCCUAUCACCACCACCCUUGCUCCAAGAAUAACAACCACUCAGCCUGCCAUAGAGACCACCAUAUCACCAGAAAUUACAACAAUGACAACCACCCAAGUUGUAAAGGCAACAACAGUGGUUCUGGAAGUGACAAGUACUCAGGUUCCUACAACUCCUCCCAAAGAGACCACAGGUCCAGCAGAAACAACGCUGAUCACCACUGCUGUUCCAAAGACAACCUCUGUGCCACCAGAAAUAUCAACCACUCAACCUUUGGAAACUACUUCACCAAAAGAAACAACUAUUUCACCAGAAGCAACAACACCGCUUGUUACAACUCUUCCUAUCACCACCACCCUUGCUCCAGGAGGAACAACCACUCAGCCUGCCAUAGAGACCACCAUAUCACCAGAAAUUACAACACUGACAACCAUGCCAGUUGUAAAGGCAACAACAGUGGUUCCCGAAGUGACAAGUACUCAGGUUCCUACAACUUCUCCCAAAGAGACCACAGGUCCAGCAGAAACAACGCUGAUUAGCACUGCUGUUCCAAAGACAACAUCUGUGCCACCCAUAAUUUCAACCACUCAGCCUUUGGAAACUACUCCACCCAAAGAAACAACUAUUUCAUCAGAAGCAACAACACUGCCUAUUACAACUCUUCCUAUCACCACCACCCUUGCUCCAGGAGUAACAACCACUCAGCCUGCCACAGAGACCACCAUAUCACCAGAAAUUACAACACUGACAACCACACCAGUUGUAAAGGCAACAACAGUGGUUCCGGAAGUGACAAGUACUCAGGUUCCUACAACUCCUCCCAAAGAGACCACAGGUCCAGCAGAAACAACGCUGAUCACCACUGCUGUUCCAAAGACAACCUCUGUGCCACCAGAAAUAUCAACCACUCAACCUUUGGAAACUACUCCACCAAAAGAAACAACUAUUUCACCAGAAGCAACAACACUGCCUGUUACAACUCUUCCUAUCACCACCACCCUUGCUCCAGGAGUAACAACCACUCAGCCUGCCAUAGAGACCACCAUAUCACCCGAAAUUACAACACUGACAACCACACCAGUUGUAAAGGCAACAACAGUGGUUCCGGAAGUGACAAGUACUCAGGUUCCUACAACCCCUCCCAAAGAGACCACAGGUCCAGCAGAAACAACGCUGAUUACCACUGCUGUUCCAAAGACAACAUCUGUGCCACCAGAAAUAUCAACCACUCAGCCUUUGGAAACUACUCCACCCAAAGAAACAACUAUUUCACCAGAAGCAACAACACUGCCUAUUACAACUCUUCCAAUCACCACCACCCUUGCUCCAGGAGUAACAACCACUCAGCCUGCCAUAGAGACCACCAUAUCACCAGAAAUUACAACACUGACAACCACGCCAGUUGUAAAGGCAACAACAGUGGUUCCCGAAGUGACAAGUACUCAGGUUCGUACAACUUCUCCCAAAGAGACCACAGGUCCAGCAGAAACAACGCUGAUUAGCACUGCUGUUCCAAAGACAACAUCUGUGCCACCCAUAAUUUCAACCACUCAGCCUUUGGAAACUACUCCACCCAAAGAAACAACUAUUUCAUCAGAAGCAACAACACUGCCUAUUACAACUCUUCCUAUCACCACCACCCUUGCUCCAGGAGUAACAACCACUCAGCCUGCCACAAAGACCACCAUAUCACCCGAAAUUACAACACUGACAACCACACCAGUUGUAAAGGCAACAACAGUGGUUCCGGAAGUGACAAGUACUCAGGUUCCUACAACUCCUCCCAAAGAGACCACAGGUCCAGCAGAAACAACACUGAUCACCACUGCUGUUCCAAAGACAACCUCUGUGCCACCAGAAAUAUCAACCACUCAACCUUUGGAAACUACACCACCAAAAGAAACAACUAUUUCACCAGAAGCAACAACACUGCCUGUUACAACUCUUCCUAUCACCACCACCCUUGCUCCAGGAGUAACAACCACUCAGCCUGCCAUAGAGACCACCAUAUCACCAGAAAUUACAACACUGACAACCACCCCAGUUGUAAAGGCAACAACCGUGGUUCCGGAAGUGACAAGUACUCAGGUUCCUACAACCCCUCCCAAAGAGACCACAGGUCCAGCAGAAACAACGCUGAUUACCACUGCUGUUCCAAAGACAACAUCUGUGCCACAAGAAAUAUCAACCACUCAGCCUUUGGAAACUACUCCACCCAAAGAAACAACUAUUUCAACAGAAGGAACAACACUGCCUAUUACAACUCUUCCAAUCACCACCACCCUUGCUCCAGGAGUAACAACCACUCAGCCUGCCACAGAGACCACCAUAUCACCAGAAAUUACAACACUGACAACCACGCCAGUUGUAAAGGCAACAACAGUGGUUCCCGAAGUGACAAGUACUCAGGUUCCUACAACCCCUCCCAAAGAGACCACAGGUCCAGCAGAAACAACGCUGAUUACCACUGCUGUUCCAAAGACAACAUCUGUGCCACCAGAAAUAUCAACCACUCAGCCUUUGGAAACUACUCCACCCAAAGAAACAACUAUUUCACCAGAAGCAACAACACUGCCUAUUACAACUCUUCCUAUCACCACCACCCUUGCUCCAGGAGUAACAACCACUCAGCCUGCCAUAGAGACCACUGUAUCACCAGAAAUUACAACAUUGACAACCACGCCAGUUGUAAAAGCAACAACAGUGAUUCCGGAAGUGACAAGUACUCAAGUUCCUACAACUCCUCCCAAAGAGACCACAGGUCCCGCAGAAACAACGCUGAUUACCACUGCUGUUCCAAAGACAACAUCUGUGCCACCAGAAAUAUCAACCACUCAGCCUUUGGAAACUACUCCACCCAAAGAAACAACUAUUUCACCAGAAGCAACAACACUGCCUAUUACAACUCUUCCUAUCACCACCACCCUUGCUCCAGGAGUAACAACCACUCAGCCUGCCAUAGAGACCACCAUAUCACCAGAAAUUACAACACUGACAACCACCCCAGUUGUAAAGGCAACAACAGUGGUUCCCGAAGUGACAAGUACUCAGGUUCCUACAACUCCUCCCAAAGAGACCACAGGUCCAGCAGAAACAACGCUGAUAACCACUGCUGUUCCAAAGACAACCUCUGUGCCACCAGAAAUAUCAACCACUCAGCCUUUGGAAACUACUCCACCCAAAGAAACAACUAUUUCACCAGAAGCAACAACACUGCCUAUUACAACUCUUCCUAUCACCACCACCCUUGCUCCAGGAGUAACAACCACUCAGCCUGCCAUAGAGACCACCAUAUCACCAGAAAUUACAACACUGACAACCACGCCAGUUGUAAAGGCAACAACAGUGGUUCCCGAAGUGACAAGUACUCAGGUUCCUACAACUCCUCCCAAAGAGACCACAGGUCCAGCAGAAACAACGCUGAUUACCACUGCUGUUCCAAAGACAACAUCUGUGCCACCCAUAAUAUCAACCACUCAGCCUUUGGAAACUACUCCCCCCAAAGAAACAACUAUUUCAUCAGAAGUAACAACACUGCCUAUUACAACUCUUUCUAUCACCACCACCCUUGCUCCAGGAGUAACAACCACUCAGCCUGCCACAGAGACCACCAUAUCACCAGAAAUUACAACACUGACAACCACACCAGUUGUAAAGGCAACAACAGUGGUUCCGGAAGUGACAAGUACUCAGGUUCCUACAACUCCUCCCAAAGAGACCACAGGUCCAGCAGAAACAACGCUGAUCACCACUGCUGUUCCAAAGACAACCUCUGUGCCACCAGAAAUAUCAACCACUCAACCUUUGGAAACUACUCCACCAAAAGAAACAACUAUUUCACCAGAAGCAACAACACUGCCUGUUACAACUCUUCCUAUCACCACCACCCUUGCUCCAGGAGUAACAACCACUCAGCCUGCCAUAGAGACCACCAUAUCACCAGAAAUUACAACACUGACAACCACCCCAGUUGUAAAGGCAACAACAGUGGUUCCCGAAGUGACAAGUACUCAGGUUCCUACAACCCCUCCCAAAGAGACCACAGGUCCAGCAGAAACAACGCUGAUUACCACUGCUGUUCCAAAGACAACAUCUGUGCCACCAGAAAUAUCAACCACUCAGCCUUUGGAAACUACUCCACCCAAAGAAACAACUAUUUCACCAGAAGCAACAACACUGCCUAUUACAACUCUUCCUAUCACCACCACCCUUGCUCCAGGAGUAACAACCACUCAGCCUGCCAUAGAGACCACCAUAUCACCAGAAAUUACAACACUGACAACCACCCCAGUUGUAAAGGCAACAACAGUGGUUCCCGAAGUGACAAGUACUCAGGUUCCUACAACCCCUCCCAAAGAGACCACAGGUCCAGCAGAAACAACGCUGAUUACCACUGCUGUUCCAAAGACAACAUCUGUGCCACCAGAAAUAUCAACCACUCAGCCUUUGGAAACUACUCCACCCAAAGAAACAACUAUUUCACCAGAAGCAACAACACUGCCUAUUACAACUCUUCCUAUCACCACCACCCUUGCUCCAGGAGUAACAACCACUCAGCCUGCCAUAGAGACCACCAUAUCACCAGAAAUUACAACACUGACAACCACCCCAGUUGUAAAGGCAACAACAGUGGUUCCGGAAGUGACAAGUACUCAGGUUCCUACAACUCCUCCCAAAGAGACCACAGGUCCAGCAGAAACAACGCUGAUUACCACUGCUGUUCCAAAGACAACAUCUGUGCCACCAGAAAUAUCAACCACUCAGCCUUUGGAAACUACUCCACCCAAAGAAACAACUAUUUCACCAGAAGCAACAACACUGCCUGUUACAACUCUUCCUAUCACCACCACCCUUGCUCCAGGAGUAACAACCACUCAGCCUGCCAUAGAGACCACCAUAUCACCAGAAAUUACAACACUGACAACCACCCCAGUUGUAAAGGCAACAACAGUGGUUCCCGAAGUGACAAGUACUCAGGUUCCUACAACCCCUCCCAAAGAGACCACAGGUCCAGCAGAAACAACGCUGAUUACCACUGCUGUUCCAAAGACAACAUCUGUGCCACCAGAAAUAUCAACCACUCAGCCUUUGGAAACUACUCCACCCAAAGAAACAACUAUUUCACCAGAAGCAACAACACUGCCUAUUACAACUCUUCCUAUCACCACCACCCUUGCUCCAGGAGUAACAACCACUCAGCCUGCCAUAGAGACUACCAUAUCACCAGAAAUUACAACACUGACAACCACCCCAGUUGUAAAGGCAACAACCGUGGUUCCGGAGGUGACAAGUACUCAGGUUCCUACAACUCCUCCCAAAGAGACCACAGGUCCAGCAGAAACAACGCUGAUUACCACUGCUGUUCCAAAGACAACAUCUGUGCCACCAGAAAUAUCAACCACUCAGCCUUUGGAAACUACUCCACCCAAAGAAACAACUAUUUCACCAGAAGCAACAACACUGCCUAUUACAACUCUUCCUAUCACCACCACCCUUGCUCCAGGAGUAACAACCACUCAGCCUGCCACAGAGACCACCAUAUCACCAGAAAUUACAACACUGACAACCACGCCAGUUGUAAAGGCAACAACAGUGGUUCCCGAAGUGACAAGUACUCAGGUUCCUACAACUCCUCCCAAAGAGACCACAGGUCCCGCAGAAACAACGCUGAUUACCACUGCUGUUCCAAAGACAACAUCUGUGCCACCAGAAAUAUCAACCACUCAGCCUUUGGAAACUACUCCACCCAAAGAAACAACUAUUUCACCAGAAGCAACAACACUGCCUGUUACAACUCUUCCUAUCACCACCACCCUUGCUCCAGGAUUAACAACCACUCAGCCUGCCAUAGAGACCACCAUAUCACCAGAAAUUACAACACUGACAACCACCCCAGUUGUAAAGGCAACAACAGUGGUUCCCGAAGUGACAAGUACUCAGGUUCCUACAACCCCUCCCAAAGAGACCACAGGUCCAGCAGAAACAACGCUGAUUACCACUGCUGUUCCAAAGACAACAUCUGUGCCACCAGAAAUAUCAACCACUCAGCCUUUGGAAACUACUCCACCCAAAGAAACAACUAUUUCACCAGAAGCAACAACACUGCCUGUUACAACUCUUCCUAUCACCACCACCCUUGCUCCAGGAUUAACAACCACUCAGCCUGCCAUAGAGACCACCAUAUCACCAGAAAUUACAACACUGACAACCACCCCAGUUGUAAAGGCAACAACAGUGGUUCCCGAAGUGACAAGUACUCAGGUUCCUACAACCCCUCCCAAAGAGACCACAGGUCCAGCAGAAACAACGCUGAUUACCACUGCUGUUCCAAAGACAACAUCUGUGCCACCAGAAAUAUCAACCACUCAGCCUUUGGAAACUACUCCACCUAAAGAAACAACUAUUUCACCAGAAGCAACAACACUGCCUAUUACAACUCUUCCUAUCACCACCACCCUUGCUCCAGGAGUAACAACCACUCAGCCUGCCAUAGAGACUACCAUAUCACCAGAAAUUACAACACUGACAACCACCCCAGUUGUAAAGGCAACAACCGUGGUUCCGGAGGUGACAAGUACUCAGGUUCCUACAACUCCUCCCAAAGAGACCACAGGUCCAGCAGAAACAACGCUGAUUACCACUGCUGUUCCAAAGACAACAUCUGUGCCACCAGAAAUAUCAACCACUCAGCCUUUGGAAACUACUCCACCCAAAGAAACAACUAUUUCAUCAGAAGUAACAACACUGCCUAUUACAACUCUUCCUAUCACCACCACCCUUGCUCCAGGAGUAACAACCACUCAGCCUGCCACAGAGACCACCAUAUCACCCGAAAUUACAACACUCACAACCACACCAGUUGUAAAGGCAACAACAGUGGUUCCGGAAGUGACAAGUACUCAGGUUCCUACAACUCCUCCCAAAGAGACCACAGGUCCAGCAGAAACAACGCUGAUCACCACUGCUGUUCCAAAGACAACCUCUGUGCCACCAGAAAUAUCAACCACUCAGCCUUUGGAAACUACUCCACCCAAAGAAACAACUAUUUCACCAGAAGCAACAACACUGCCUAUUACAACUCUUCCUAUCACCACCACCCUUGCUCCAGGAGUAACAACCACUCAGCCUGCCAUAGAGACCACUGUAUCACCAGAAAUUACAACAUUGACAACCACGCCAGUUGUAAAGGCAACAACAGGGAUUCCAGAAGUGACAAGUACUCAGGUUCCUACAACUCCUCCCAAAGAGACCACAGGUCCCGCAGAAACAACGCUGAUUACCACUGCUGUUCCAAAGACAACAUCUGUGCCACCAGAAAUAUCAACCACUCAGCCUUUGGAAACUACUCCACCCAAAGAAACAACUAUUUCAUCAGAAGCAACAACACUGCCUAUUACAACUCUUCCAAUCACCACCACCCUUGCUCCAGGAGUAACAACCACUCAGCCUGCCACAGAGACUACCAUAUCACCCGAAAUUACAACACUGACAACCACGCCAGUUGUAAAGGCAACAACAGUGGUUCCUGAAGUGACAAGUACUCAGGUUCCUACAACUCCUCCCAAAGAGACCACAGGUCCAGCAGAAACAACGCUCAUCACCACUGCUGUUCCAAAGACAACCUCUGUGCCACCAGAAAUAUCAACCACUCAGCCUUUGGAAACUACUCCACCCAAAGAAACAACUAUUUCAUCAGAAGCAACAACACUGCCUGUUACAACUCUUCCUAUCACCACCACCCUUGCUCCAGGAGUAACAACCACUCAGCCUGCCACAGAGACCACUAUAUCACCAGAAAUUACAACACUGACAACCACGCCAGUUCUAAAGGCAACAACAGGGAUUCCAGAAGUGACAAGUACUCAGGUUCCUACAACUCCUCCCAAAGAGACCACAGGUCCAGCAGAAACAACGCUGAUUACCACUGCUGUUCCAAAGACAACAUCUGUGCCACCAGAAAUAUCAACCACUCAGCCUUUGGUAACCACUCCACCCAAAGAAACAACUAUUUCAUCAGAAGCAACAACACUGCCUAUUACAACUCUUCCUAUCACCACCACCCUUGCUCCAGGAGUAACAACCACUCAGCCUGCCACAGAGACCACCAUAUCACCAGAAAUUACAACACUGUCAACCACCCCAGUUGUAAAGGCAACAACCGUGGUUCCGGAAGUGACAAGUACUCAGGUUCCUACAACUCCUCCCAAAGAGACCACAGGUCCAGCAGAAACAACGCUGAUUACCACUGCUGUUCCAAAGACAACAUCUGUGCCACCAGAAAUAUCAACCACUCAGCCUUUGGAAACUACUCCACCCAAAGAAACAACUAUUUCACCAGAAGCAACAACACUGCCUAUUACAACUCUUCCUAUCACCACCACCCUUGCUCCAGGAGUAACAACCACUCAGCCUGCCACAGAGACCACCAUAUCACCCGAAAUUACAACACUGACAACCACCCCAGUUGUAAAGGCAACAACAGUGGUUCCCGAAGUGACAAGUACUCAGGUUUCUACAACUCCUCCCAAAGAGACCACAGGUCCAGCAGAAACAACACUGAUCACCACUGCUGUUCCAAAGACAACAUCUGUGCCACCAGAAAUAUCAACCACUCAGCCUUUGGAAACUACUUCACCCAAAGAAACAACUAUUUCACCAGAAGCAACAACGCUGCCUAUUACAACUCUUCCUUUCACCACCACCCUUGCUCCAGGAUUAACAACGUCUCAGCCUGCCACAGAGACCACCAUAUCACCAGAAAUUACAACACUGACAACCACGCCAGUUGUAAAGGCAACAACAGUGGUUCCGGAAGUAACAAGUACUCAGGUUCCUACAACUCCUACAACAAUUAUUACAACCAUACCAACUUCAAUAAUCACCACAGCUACUCCUAUGACAACAUUUGGUAUUGUAACUGGGCCCAAACCAACCACUGUUCCAACAACAGUUCCAUCAACAGGCAUGCAAGUGAAUAUUAGUACUACUGUAACGUUACCUGUGACAACAGCACCUGUCUGUUGUUUUGUAAAUGGCACAAAUUUUCCAUCAGACACCAUUAUUUAUAACGUAACUGAUGGCUUUGGGUGGUGCUUCACUGCAUAUUGCAAUGCCACUUGUGAUGUUGUGACAAAUUCGUAUUCCUGUUUGACAACACCACCUCCAAUUACCACCACUCCAUUCAGUACGCCAGCAUUUACAACUACUCCAACCAUAACUCCAACAAGUAUUCCCACUCUUGCUCCAGUUCCUACAACUGUAGCCCCAGUCUGUGCCAGUCUUAAUCCACCAAGAAAGGAUGGGGAGUCCUGGAAAGUGGAUAACUGCACCACUGCCACAUGUACUAAUGGUACAGUCAUCUACGACCCAAUGUACAAGUGUAGUCCACUUGAACAAAUAACCUGUGCAAAUGGCCGAACACCUAUUAAGGUUUAUGAUGAGACUGGCUGCUGCUUCAAAUAUGAAUGUGAAUGCUCUUGCAGUGGAUGGAGCGGCUCUCAUUACAUCACAUUUGAUGGAACAGCUUAUACUUACAGUGAUAACUGCUCAUACAUUUUGGUUCAAGAAAUUUACAAUGCAAAUCUGAAAAUCGUACUUGACAAGGAAGUCUGCAGCACUGGCAGCUCAUUCUGCCCACAAAGCCUGAUAAUUACAUACAAUUCACAGGAUGUUAUUCUGACACAGACAAUGACAGCAAAUGGCGCAACCAAUGUGGUACUGGUGAAUAACAAGCAAGUCUAUCCUGUCUUUAAUAAUUCUAAUUACAUCAUCACAAGCACAGGCAUGGAGGUCACAGUGUCAAUUCCAGAGAUUAAGGCUCAAGUGACCUACACAGGCACCACUUUUAACAUUGACUUGCCCUUCUCUGAGUUUCAGAACAAUACAGAAGGCCUAUGCGGGACAUGUGAUAACAAUCAAGCAAAUGAUUGUAGGUCACCUUCUGGUCAAAUUAAAUCCUGUGAGAACACAGCACCAAGCUGGCAGGUUCCCAACAAGACGUGCAUAGCACCCACCACUCUCCCUCCAAUUACCGUUACUACCCUUGUUCCCCCCACAACACCCUACCCAUGCCAGCCAGUCAUCUGUGAGCUAUUCAACAUCAGCGCUUUUGAGGAAUGCCGUAGCAUCAUACCUUUUGAGCCAUAUAUGAACAGUUGUGAACAGGAUGUGUGCUCUGGAAAACCUAGUUGUACGAGUCUGCAGGCUUAUGCAUCCGCAUGUGCCAAAGCAGGAGUGUGUGUGAAUUGGAGGAAUUACACUAAUGGAGAAUGCGAGUAUAAAUGUCCUCCCACUAAAGUCUACGAAGCCUGUGGCCCUGCUGUGCAACCAACCUGCAAUUCUCAGUAUAAUGAGAAGUACCAGGAGAUGAUGGCAUCUGAAAGUGCACAAAUGCAGGAGGGAUGUUUCUGUAUGAAAGGCACCACUCUGUUCAACUCAUACUCAGAUGUUUGUGUUACAUCCUGCGCUUGUGUCGGCCCUGAUGGCAGUCCCAAAAUGCCAAAUGAAACAUGGCAAAUCGGCUGCCAAAUGUGUGAGUGUGAUGGUGAAAGCAUGAGCAUACAGUGUAACCCAGUCGUAUGUCCAACUCCAGUCGUGCCUGUUUGUGACCGACCUGGAGAUGUGCUCAUUAACAAAACAGACGGCUGCUGCACAAGCUAUGAAUGUCAGUGUGAUACAAGUCAGUGUGUCAUGCCCACUAUGGGCUGCCCUCUGGGUUUUACACAAGAGAUAAAUGCAGUUCAACAAGGCGAAUGCUGUCCUACAUACACCUGCAAACCAAUGAAAGUCUGUGUGCAGAAUGGAACAAUAUAUCAGCUGGGCUCGCGCAUGCCCAGUGAUAAUGUCUGUGAGGAAUGCGAAUGUAGUUCAAUUAUGAAUAACAACACUGAACUUCUGACUCCAACGUGCUUGGCAAAACAAUGUAACACGACGUGUGAUAAGGGUUAUGAGUAUCAGGCUGUCCCUGGCAAGUGCUGUGGAGAAUGCAUAAGGACGAGCUGUGUGGUCAUGAUUAAUAACGCCACAGUGAUCAUCCCAAUGAACGAAACAUUUAGUUCACCUGAUGAUAAAUGUGUGACAUACACCUGCCAGGAUGUUAAUGGUGAUCCCAUGGCAAAGGAAAGCACGAAAGUCUGUCCCGAUUUUAACCCAGAUAUCUGUACUCCGGGAACAGAGACGACUGACGCUGAUGGCUGCUGCAAGAGCUGCACUCCAAAGAGCAAAUGCAAUAAGCAAAGCAACACCACUGUGCUGGUUCAGAAUGGCUGCAAGAGCGUAACUCCGGUGGAGAUCACUUCCUGCUCAGGAACCUGUGAAACUUCCUCUAUGUACUCUGCAGAGUCCAACACUCUGACACACAUGUGCAGCUGUUGUUAUGAGAAGGAAACCAGCAAGAAGCAAGUGGAUAUGAUCUGCCCUGAUGGAACAACCACCUCAUACACGUAUAUUCACAUUGAUUCGUGCGGCUGCCAGGCAUCCGAAUGCACAGAAAAGCAGAGACGCAGAAGGAGCUUGAACUCUGAUCUGUCCAUGAGAAGGCCGGGUAAACUUCAUAAGUGAAGGAAAUGAUUUUCUGAUUUUAUUGAUAUUGAUUAAUGAUUUAUUUUAAAGCUUCCUCUCUAGUAGUAUAACACAGUGCUUCUCCUCUUCUGCUUGCAAAGCAAAAAGUUGUCUAAUUUCACUGUUAUAUUUUUAUUAUUGUAAGAAUGUGUGAAAAGCUUGUUAUAACAUGGUGAGUGUGUCGUGCUUAUAAAGUGCAUGUCAGAAACGUUUUCUUUUGUCCUUUGACUUUAAAUUCUCAAUAAACUGUUGCAGUUUAAA